AUGGCGCCGCACAUCGUUUUCCUGAAUUAUCAGGCGGCGGGUCAUGUGAACCCCACACUGGGCCUGGUCGUCGAGUUGCGCAAGCGUGGCUGCUUCGUCACGUACUUCGUGGCCGAGGAUGUCAAGGACGUCGUCGAGGGAGCUGGGGCCACCUGGCGCCCCUGGCGCCGGCCGGGCAGCGAGGAAACAGGUGUGGCCUCCAAGCUGGAUGCCGAGGGCAUGGCAAGGUAUGUUCCUGAAGGCAGUCCACCCGGCUCGUACAUGUCCCCCUUCGGUGCAGCGUCGUGGGACGCCCUCGUGCUGAUGCCGAACCUACUCGAGGACCUGAAGUCAUUGAGUCCACCGCCAAGCGUUGUGAUCUACGAUCCCUUCCUUGUGGCGCCCUUGGUCGCUGCUCAUGUGCUUAAGCUGCCAGCGAUGGCGUUCCUGUCCUACCCCGGGAUGGGCGUGAGCGCGGCGGACGACAAGAUGUCCGAAGCUACCUGGGUCGUGGGACCGCAGAAGGAGCUGUUGGCGAAGUACGGCUACGACAUUCUGUCGAAGGGCCGUCCCGGCGACUGGUACUCCCAGGACGGCAACCUGGUCACAACAAUUGAGCCCUUGUACCACGGCCCGAAGUUUGGCUAUCAAUCCGAGACCUUGUGCGAUGUGCCCUUCACCUGCGUUGGUGCACUGUCGGUGGCAUCAGGCAAGCGCGUGGCGAACGCAAGCGUCAAGGACGACUUGAAAGACAAAUGGGCAGAGGUCUUGGGGAAGCUGGAUGCAGAGAAGGCUGCUGGGAAGAAGGUUGUCUACGUUUCCAUGGGCACCGUGGGCAGCCGCACAGACAUGUGGAACAGAAAGUUCGGGGUGAAGGGGAUGGCAAACGGAUUGGCCGACGCAACAGGCAAGGAGGCGAUUCAGCAUUGCUUUCGAUGCUGCCUCCAGGCACUUGGGCGCCUGACUGACUCGGUGGUUGUGGCGAUGGCUCUCGGCCCCCACGCAGAUGCCUUGGAGGGCUUGCCGCCCGUGCCUCCCAACUUUGUCGUCGCACCCGCGAUGCCGCAGCUUGAGGUGCUUGAGCGAACAGAUGCUUUCGUGACCCACGGCGGUGCCAACAGCGUGCAUGAAGGUCUUGACGCAGGAGUGCCGCUGAUUGUCGUGCCGCUCUUCGGUGAUCAGCCACUCAACGGGGACAGGGUGGCAUCACUGGUAGCUGGCGUCUGCUUCCGGGAUCCCCUCAAGGCAUUGACGCCCGAGGCCUUGGAAGCAGCGGUGACACGCGCCCUGGCUCCAGGUGGCAAAUUGGCCGAAGGGGCACGGAAGCUCAAGAUGCAGCUUACGGAGUCUGGCGGCGCGUCAACAGCCGCCGAAACGAUUUUGGCAGUUGUCGCCAGGCACGCGUGA
Molecule: messenger RNA, 1386 nt
Organism: Symbiodinium natans
Lineage: Eukaryota; Dinophyceae; Suessiales; Symbiodiniaceae
Source: the annotation of a GenBank genome assembly